UAGGAGAAUUAGCGAUGUUUAACAUCAGCCGAUGGUUUCACACCAGCAUAAAUCAGGCCGAUUGUAGUUCCAAAGGAUUUGCAUUUACUGCGAAAAUGCAGGAUUCACUGGGGUGGAUAGGAUCGGUUGCGAAAACUGGGAAGUGUUCUCAUAACGCAG
Messenger RNA from Dentiscutata heterogama, 159 nucleotides. The record is from the annotation of a GenBank genome assembly. NCBI's taxonomy places the organism in Eukaryota, Fungi, Glomeromycota, Glomeromycetes, Diversisporales, Gigasporaceae.